UAGUAAAUCAGUUGAUGAUUUGAUCUUAAACUGUACGUUUUUGGGAUAAGUAGUUUUUAUUUAUUUUUUGGUCGAUGGUGGAGCUUCAAGCUUGUGCUUCUGAUUUGGUUAAUCCAUGUGGGUUAUGUGCUACAAUAGACCAUGAAUCCAAAGGGGAGAAUGUGAAUGUUAUUGCACAAAUGGCUGAUGAGUUACAAAGAGAGAGACAGAGAAAUGCAGAGCUUAUGGAGAGAAUAUCAUUUCUUGAAGCUAAAUUGUUAGAGGAAAGAGUUAAGGAUUCCCAACUUGCUGAUAAACUAGGAAGUUGUUCCAAGACAGUGGGAAGAAGUUUCAAGAGGCUUAAGAGAAGCAAAGAAGAACCAGGUAGAAAUCAUCGUAAUGUUGAGAAAAAUGAAAUACUAAUGAAGGAUGGAACUCACCUCUUGUCUUCAAAAGAUACAAAUCUCGAGGAUCAAUUGGUUAGUUGGAUGAGUAUGGAUGAGACACAGUUUGUGCAUUGUGAAAAGUUAAAGGAAUGUGAUAUAAGAGUAGAUCGCGUAGAUACAGAUGAAACUGAUGAAGAAGAUUAUUAUUAUCAUGAGGGGAGGGAAAUUCCUUCUGACAUCAAGGAUUGGGAAAUUAAUGGAAACUCCAAAAGUGCCAAUGAUGCUAAACAACAUAUAUACCUCGAUUCGAAUUCAAGAUACUUGGCGAAUCACUCUGAUGCUGAAAACAUUCAAACAAAAGCUAAAGAAUAUGGAAAAAUACAGGAGCCUAAAAGUGAGCUAGAAGAUAAAAGUGAAAAGAAUGAAAUCAAAAAGUUUGAACUGUAUGAUAGAACACCAAACAUCCUUGUAUCUGGGAAUGAAGUUUGUAAAGUAGGAUCUCGAAAUGUAUCGCUUCAAAAAAAGCCUCCAAAGUUAGCCUUCUGUCCUAAAGAAGUAAAGAGAAUUAUUGAAUCGGAAGUCUUGCUGCAGAAAAAUGCUCAGUCUCAUACCAUGAGGAAAAUAAUAGUCUUUUCAUGUCUUGGUAUAAGGCAUGGGUGUGAGGAGAUAUACGAUUUGGACUUCAAUCAAUUCAGUGUUUUAAGGAAAGGAGAGCCAUUCAUUUCUCCUCAAAAUCCUGGGGUAAGUAUCUCAAGAUUUGUUAAAGUUGUGCUUCAGAACUAUCCAGUGGUCGGUACCACGCUCACUUUAAACUGA
Cucumis melo (muskmelon) is the source of this 1181-nucleotide messenger RNA. RefSeq lists its product as uncharacterized. The coding region runs from base 75 to 1181 and encodes 368 amino acids. The record is from RefSeq and is a predicted model, not a curated record. The transcript has 2 exons. Lineage: Eukaryota; Viridiplantae; Streptophyta; Magnoliopsida; Cucurbitales; Cucurbitaceae.